Molecule: messenger RNA, 1555 nt
Organism: Vitis riparia (riverbank grape)
Lineage: Eukaryota; Viridiplantae; Streptophyta; Magnoliopsida; Vitales; Vitaceae
Product: 2-hydroxy-6-oxononadienedioate/2-hydroxy-6-oxononatrienedioate hydrolase-like
Exons: 4
Coding region: 291-1235 (314 amino acids)
Molecular function (GO): catalytic activity
Source: RefSeq, a predicted model, not a curated record
AUGAGCCUGCGAGUGUGGGAAGUCCUAGAUUCUUGGUUGCGUACGGAGGUUUUCCCGCCUGCCAAUCACUAAUUUUCGGUUUUGCUUUGGUCGUUGGAUGAAGCCGCUUCUCUUCUUCUUCUUUUCCUGAUUGUUGCUCCACUGGGAGAAUCGAGCAAUAAAAAAAGGUCCCACCGUGCAUUCUAUUUUUAUUUUUUAUGUUCGUUAGGACCUCGCGAAUUUUCUUAUUCCUUCGUCUAUUUUCAGACCAGCCAAUAGAGGGUGAAUUCUGGAGAUUUUGUUAAUUCGGAAUGGCCAAGUGUUUCAGCUUCACAGCAACCAGAGACUGGUGUUUCCGCUUGUCCUUCUCCAACGCCGGCCUCCGAUCGACGACGAGCGAUCUGGGGGACGGCACGGUCAUGCAUUGUUGGAUACCGAAAGCACGCAAAGAGAACAAACCAAACCUACUCCUCAUCCACGGAAUGGGAGCCAACGCAAUGUGGCAAUGGGCAGAUUUCAUACGCCCUCUCAUAGCGCGGUUCAAUGUUUACGUCCCAGACCUAGUAUUCUUUGGCGACUCGUACACGACUCGGCCGGAAAGGUCAGAGUCGUUCCAGGCUCAGUGCGUGAUGAGGAUGAUAGAAGGCCACGGAGUGAGUAGAAUGAACGUGGUUGGGAUCAGUUAUGGAGGAUUUGUUGCCUACAGAAUUGCGGAACAGUUUCCGGCGGCGGUGGAGAGGUCGGUACUGUGCUGCGCAGGAGUGUGUUUGGAGGAGAAGGACAUGGAAGCAGGCAUGUUUCAGGUUUCGAGUGUGGAGGACGCCGCGAGCAUCUUGCUGCCGCAGACGCCGGAGAAGGUGAGGGAAUUGAUGCGCAUUUCAUUCGCCAAGCCGAUCAACACCAUGCCAUCUUGUUUCCUCAACGAUUUCAUUGAUGUCAUGUGUACAGAACACCUUCAAGAGAGAAGAGAAUUGAUCAUGGCAUUACAUAAAGAUAGAAAACUCUCGAAUCUUCCUAAGAUAACGCAGACCACAUUAAUAAUAUGGGGAGAACUAGACCGGGUAUUCCCACUGGAAUUGGCACACAGAUUAAAAAGGCAUAUUGGUGAGAAUGCGGAGCUGGUAAUCAUAAAGAAUGCAGGACAUGCAAUCAAUGCUGAGAAGCCCAAAGAGUUGUGCAAGUACCUGAAGUCAUUUCUCAUCGAUCCUCUUCCUCCUCAAAAUGGAAAGAGUAGCAAUGGCAACAAGACAGAUUGAAAAGCUUCAGAGGAAAAUUAGACAGCUCAGGAGCUGCUCGACAUAUUCAACUUGCCUACAUUUUAUGGGAUUAAGGUGGAUAUUUUGCACAUGGCUUGUAUUUAAAGUUUGUGGCGACUGAUUAGAAGAAUACAGAAAUGUUAAAAGCUAUAGUUCCUGUCAAAUUUGAUUUAAGGGAUUGGCAGGUGGAAACCUGCAAAUUUUGAGAAACUAUUCUCUAUGCCCUGAAUACAUUGAAGCCCCUCUCCUAUUUUAUGUGGAUUCAUUUGUAAUAGUCAAAUAUAAUAUAUAAGAUCAGUUGCAUUGACUUAUUUUUCCCA